Neopelma chrysocephalum (saffron-crested tyrant-manakin) is the source of this 1193-nucleotide messenger RNA. Its product is annotated as cytochrome c oxidase assembly protein COX20, mitochondrial. The record is from RefSeq and is a predicted model, not a curated record. Gene Ontology annotation, cellular component: mitochondrion; mitochondrial inner membrane. The transcript has 4 exons. Lineage: Eukaryota; Metazoa; Chordata; Aves; Passeriformes; Pipridae. Bases 194 to 571 code for a protein of 125 amino acids. Gene Ontology annotation, biological process: mitochondrial respiratory chain complex IV assembly.
AUUUCGCCGAACAAAGGAUUUUCGCUGGAAUCUUUCUCGGCGCCGGGACCUAAAAUGGCGCCGGCGUGGCCGCCCCCGCCCCUUCCGCGGGCGCCAUAGAGACGGGGCGGGCGGAGCGGCCGCUCCUCGGCGCCGCUCUCCACGCGGGCGCGGCCUCGGCUCGCUGGUGCGGGCGGGAAGGCGCUGCCGCGUCAUGGCGGGCGAGGGCGACUCUGAGCCGAGGAAGUCCUUUAAACUCUUGGGAUUUCUUGAUGUUCAGAGUGUCCCAUGUGCCCGAGAAUCCGUGCUCUAUGGCUCCCUGGGGUCUUUAGUUGUGGGUCUUGGACAUUUUUUAGCAACUAGGUUUUUGUUUUUUUUUUUCUUAGGUAGAGUUAGAAGAUCUUGUGACUUUGCAGUUGGUGGCUUUAUUUCCACAAUGUUAGGAUACUGGUUUUACUGCAGGUACAAUUUGGCUCAACAAAGGAUUCGGCAAAGAAUGCUUAAAGAAGGAAUGAAAAACAGAAUGUUAUUUGAAGGCAGUUAUCUUGAUCCAGAAAAAAAACAAACUGGCAAUGAAAGAAGCGAUUCAUAGGCUGCUGUGGAGGAGUUGUGGUCUAAUACAGCUUUGGGAGAAAGUGGUCCAAAGAUGUCAGUCUGCCUUGUAAACGUGUGAGGUGUCUAAAACUGACAAAUCGUGGUUUUCCUGGCAAAUCUGAGCAAGAAAUUCAUAGUGAAUCUUUUAAGUCUGUACAAGCCUUGCUUUGUUUCAUGUAUGUAUGUAUGUGUGUGUGUGACUGUGCGCAUAGUUAGGAAUUACUUCCUGUGAAACAUCUGGGAACUGAUGUGUUCUGUUACAGAGAGGAUUAACGGCAGUGAUUUGGGACUGCUUUUAGCUUCCAUUGUAAACAGAGUGGUUCAUUUUAGCAAAGUUGUAAUUACAUCUCAUUUAAAUACAGGAAAAUAUUUUCAUCAGCUGUUCAGUAAGUGUAUCUUCAGUGCUACUGUUAACAGUGCUGUUUGUAAAACACAAGUAUUUAAACAGUAGAUGAAAGCUUUGCUUGUGCAAGAUGGGUGAGAUCAGCGGCCUUUGUAAGAUUUCAGCUGCAGGAUAACCAGAUAACUUACAUACACUGUGUAGUUGAAGGAUUUCCAUGUUUGUUCUGUCUAUAUGAAACUAAGAAUAAAAUCUGAAUAAAAUUCAGAAGCAAUCUAAA